Symbiodinium pilosum is the source of this 2097-nucleotide messenger RNA. NCBI's taxonomy places the organism in Eukaryota, Dinophyceae, Suessiales, Symbiodiniaceae. The record is from the annotation of a GenBank genome assembly.
GCAGGGGCAGAAGUAUGGCUUUUUAAGAACCGCUUGCAAGUGGAUGCAUCUGUAUACCAGAACACCAGUAUCAAUCAGAUCAUUGGUCGUCCGGUAUCAUCUGCCAGUGGUUUUACCAAUGUUAUUGAAAACGGUGGAGAAGUGCGUACCCGUGGCUUUGAAGCCUUGGCCAGCCUGCGUAUACUGAACGGUGAAAACUUCAAAUGGACCACCUCUGUAAAUUACUCCCGUUACCGGAGUGUGGUAACCAAAUUACCGGAAGGGGUAGAUCAGUAUGUAACCGGUGUAGCCAAUAUUUUUGGUGGAGGCGGUGGUUCCAAUACCGUAUUUUACAUUGCCCGUGAAGGCGGAAGGGUUGGUGAUAUGUACGGAACCGGCUUUGUUGAAGUGGACGGUGAAAUACUGUAUGGCUCAAACGGAUUGCCGGUGCAGGAUGCUGCCCUGCGAAACCUUGGUAACUACAAUCCUGAUUUCAGUAUGGGUUUUGGCAAUGAGUUCCGUUAUAAGAACUUUACGCUUUCCGUACUCUUUGACUGGCGCUAUGGAGGAACCAUUGUCUCGCGUACCAAAGCCAUAGCCAGUACCUCCGGAGUAUUGGCGGAAACCCUUGAGGGCCGGGAGAGCGGUAUAGUAGGAGAGGGAGUGAUGAUCCAGCCCGGUACCGAAGAGAACCCGGUUUACGUGGCCAAUACCACAAAAGAUUUUGAUAAAAUAAACGAGAACCCCAACGCACCUGAGAAUAUUGCUCCGGAAUUUUUACUCACCAACAUCAUUACAGCUGCGGCAGAGCAGAAUACGUAUGACCAGGGAUUUUUACUGGCCAGCUACCUGGUACAACAUUCAGCCAGUGUAGAGUUUGAGCGUAUUGACCGUUAUGAGAUGGGUUCCAACAGUGAUUACUGGAAUACUAUUUUCAGUUUGCUUACAGACAUUGAAUCCAUGAAGAACGCGGAGGCCAGUAAUGAAGCCUAUGAAGCGGUGGGUGAUAUUAUGCGGUGCUAUCUCUUUUCACAGCUUACCGAUAUGUGGUAUGACGUACCCUAUACCGAGGCAUUGCAGGCCGGUGAAAACAACUAUACUCCGGUGUAUGACACACAGGAGCGUAUUUAUACCGAUUCGGAAACCGGGCUGUUGGCGGUGUUGGAAGGAGCUGCUGCUACUUUAGAGAAUACCAACUUUGCUAUUAAUGGCGAUGUAAUGUUUGGAAACAACCUGAGUAAAUGGGUACGCUUUGCAAACUCAUUACAGGUGCGUUACCUGAUGCGUAUGAGCAAGCGCUUUGGUGAUUACCCGCAAUUGCAAACCCGAUUACAGGAUCUGGCCAAUUCCGGCCAGCUCAUGCAAGGCAAUGGUGAUAAUGCCGUAGUGCCUUACCUGAGUGCAUCACCUAACCAGUUUCCGCUCUAUAACGCAUCUCAGGGUGGUUACCAGGAGCACCGGAUGACCGCUACUAUAGAUUCUGUCCUGAAACUAUGGGAUGAUCCCCGUGUAAUGAUAUUGUAUAAACCCAGCAAUAACUCGGUCAACGAUACUAUUCCUGGGGUAGAAUACAACGGUUUGCAGAACGGUCAGAGCCGGGAGACAAUUGAUGGUAAUAGUAUUGACCUGAAUGAUAUCUCCCUUUAUGGUUCUAUAUUUCGCGAUGAGCCGGCUGGGGUAGAUGCGCAGUUCAUGCAGUACUCGGAGUUGCAAUUCGCUUUGGCAGAAGCCGCAGAACGCGGUUAUAUAGGUGGUAGUGCCGUUACCUAUUAUGAGAAUGGGGUACAGGCCAGCUUUGAUUAUUACAACGCCCAACGUCCCGCGGACUAUUUUACCCGUGCUGCGGUUGCUUUGGACGGUACCGAUAACCUGAACCGCAUCCUCACGCAAAAGUGGCUGGCGCUGUUCAACAACGGCCAUGAGGCUUGGUUUAACGUGCGCAGAACGGGUAUGCCUUACUUGAAACCCGGUCCGGACAACUUCAAUGAAGAUCGUUAUCCCGUGCGUUACCUCUAUCCGGAAUCGGAGCAGGCUACCAAUGCAGAGAAUUAUCAAACAGCCGUCAAUCGUAUUGGCGGUGACAACAUCAAUAGUAAAGGCUGGUGGGAAAAGGAUUAG